AGGCUACUUGAAAUGCGCACUCCGGCGGUUGCUCACCGCGAUCAGGACAAGUUUCUGGAGGCUUGAAAUGAAGGGGUACUGAAAUCGGCACUUGUUUUUAUUUAUUCAGCUUCAUUUCUACUGUUUAAAUAAGUUUAUUUAGACAAUGAAAAAAAAUAGCCUCUUGGGUGACUGUGGGUUUGUAAAUAUAAUCGUAAAAGUUUUCGUUCUGGGAUUGUUUGCUUGUGCAUCUUUAUUAACCUGUUAAGUCGUUGGCUUGUCAGAAAAUUGACGUUUAAAAAUAUUCUUUGAGGAGCAUUACAAGUUCGCCGUGGCGUUCGGGCGUCGUGUUAUUUAUUGGCUUCGUUAGCAUCUGUCUUCCCGAAGUGGUACCAAAGCCGGUCCCUUGGCGAAGGGCCUUGCAUGUGACACUCUUGCCCUCUAGUGCCUCAGCAGCUCGGUAGCAGUCUGAUGGCUAAUAUUAAUAAGAUGUUACAUAACGCCAGGGUGCUGGGCCAGCUCUGGUGUUGCUGGCACUUGUGAAGCCAAGAAGCUUGAGCUGAUGGUAGCCGGUGCUGCUGUUUCAGCUUCUAUCUAUUCAAAGUUUGUCAAGCCAUUUUCAGCCCUCUGAACUUUAAUUCCAGACUAUAUUUCCUGUGAGUCCUGAUCAAUCAAUACAAAUGUGCUGCAAUGGUGACAUAAACUAUUGACUAAGACUGGGAAAGUAGCUGAAACACCAUCUUUUCUUUCACAUUUUUUUCAUGGUGCUUCCUUUGGAAUAGUCAAGGAACAUACAGAAGACGUGAGUUUUAUCAUGAAGCUUCACCGACAUUUUCAAAGGACAGUUAUUCUGCUUACCACUUUUUGUAUGGUAAGCAUUAUUAUUUCUGCUUAUUAUCUGUAUAGUGGCUACAAACAAGAAAAUGAGCUCUCUGAGAUGGCUUCAGAAGUGGACUGUGGUGACCUCCAGCACCUGCCAUAUAAACUAAUGGAAGUGAAGACAACGAAAGUUUUUGAUGCCUCGAGGACAGACCCCAUCGUCCUUGUGUUUGUGGAGAGCCAGUACUCAUCCCUUGGACAAGACAUCAUUAUGAUUCUGGAAUCAAGUAGAUUCCAGUAUCACAUAGAGAUUGCUCCUGGAAAGGGAGAUCUCCCAGCACUUACAGACAAAACUAAAGGCAAAUACAUUCUCAUUAUUUAUGAGAAUAUUUUAAAGUAUAUAAAUAUGGACUCGUGGAACCGAAGCCUCUUAGAUAAAUAUUGUGUAGAAUAUGGUGUGGGUGUCAUUGGAUUCCACAAAACUAGUGAGAAGAGCGUACAGAGCUUUCAGUUGAAAGGUUUCCCUUUUUCUGUAUAUGGAAACCUUGCAGUAAAAGAUUGUUGCAUUAAUCCUCAUUCUCCAUUGCUCCAUGUGACCAAAUCUUCUAAGCUUGAAAAGGGUUCUUUACCUGGAAAUGACUGGACAGUUUUUCAGAUUAAUCACUCAGCUUACCAACCAGUAAUAUUUGCCAAAGUGAAGACCCCAGAAAACCUUUCUCCUCCCAUCUCUAAAGGUGCUUUUUAUGCCACUAUCAUACAUGACCUGGGGCUUCAUGAUGGAAUCCAGCGAGUUCUUUUUGGAAACAACUUGAACUUUUGGCUGCACAAGCUCAUCUUCAUAGAUGCCAUUUCAUACUUGUCAGGGAAGAGACUGGCAUUGUCUUUGGACAGGUACAUCCUUGUGGACAUUGAUGAUAUAUUUGUGGGAAAGGAGGGGACCAGAAUGAACACCAAUGAUGUGAAGGCACUGCUUGAUACUCAGAAUCUUUUGCGUGCACAAAUCACAAAUUUUACAUUCAACCUGGGAUUUUCGGGGAAAUUUUACCAUACAGGAACUGAAGAGGAAGAUGAAGGAGAUGACUGUCUGUUGGGGUCUGUUGAUGAAUUCUGGUGGUUUCCUCAUAUGUGGAGCCAUAUGCAGCCCCAUCUCUUCCAUAAUGAGUCAUCUUUGGUGGAACAGAUGAUUCUCAACAAAAAAUUUGCCUUAGAGCAUGGCAUCCCUACUGAUAUGGGCUACGCAGUGGCUCCUCACCAUUCAGGCGUCUACCCUGUACAUGUUCAGCUUUAUGAGGCCUGGAAGAAAGUUUGGAAUAUUAAAAUCACCAGCACUGAAGAAUACCCACAUCUGAAACCAGCCAGAUACCGGCGGGGCUUCAUCCACAAAAACAUCAUGGUUCUUCCAAGACAGACCUGUGGGCUUUUUACUCACACAAUUUUCUACAAAGAAUAUCCAGGAGGUCCUAAGGAGCUGGACAAGAGUAUUCAAGGCGGUGAGCUUUUCUUCACUGUGGUCCUCAACCCAAUCAGCAUUUUCAUGACCCAUUUGUCCAACUAUGGGAAUGACCGACUGGGAUUGUAUACAUUUGUAAAUUUGGCUAAUUUUGUACAGAGCUGGACCAACCUGCGACUUCAGACUCUGCCUCCGGUGCAACUGGCUCACAAGUAUUUUGAGCUCUUUCCUGAUCAGAAAGACCCUCUCUGGCAGAAUCCUUGUGAAGACAAACGCCACAGAGACAUUUGGUCUAAAGAAAAAACCUGUGAUCGCUUACCAAAAUUCUUGGUAAUUGGACCCCAGAAGACUGGUACCACUGCUUUGUAUUUGUUCCUGGUUAUGCAUCCUUCCAUCCUUAGUAACUCCCCCAGCCCAAAAACCUUUGAGGAGGUACAGUUCUUUAAUAGAAAUAACUACCACAGGGGGAUUGAUUGGUAUAUGGAUUUCUUCCCAGUCCCAUCUAAUGUCACCACCGACUUUCUAUUUGAAAAGAGUGCCAAUUACUUCCACUCAGAAGAAGCUCCUAAACGAGCUGCUUCUCUGGUCCCCAAAGCCAAGAUCAUCACCAUUCUCAUUGACCCAUCGGACCGAGCAUAUUCUUGGUACCAGCAUCAGCGAUCACAUGAAGACCCCGCAGCUCUGAAGUUUAGCUUCUAUGAAGUGAUCUCAGCCGGGCCCCAUGCACCCUCUGAGCUGAGAGCCUUGCAGAAGAGAUGUUUGGUCCCUGGGUGGUAUGCCAGCCACAUAGAGAGAUGGCUUGUUUAUUUCCCCCCCUUCCAGUUGCUAAUUAUCGAUGGGCAGCAGCUAAGAACGGAUCCUGCUACUGUGAUGGAUGAAGUACAGAAGUUUCUAGGAGUGUCUCCUCAUUAUAAUUACUCAGAAGCUUUAACGUUUGAUUCUCAUAAAGGUUUCUGGUGUCAGUUAUUGGAAGAAGGUAAAACAAAAUGCCUUGGAAAGAGCAAAGGAAGAAAAUACCCUCCAAUGGAUUCUGAUAGCAGAGCAUUUCUGUCAAGCUACUAUCGAGAUCACAACGUGGAACUCUCAAAGCUGCUGCACAAACUGGGGCAGCCUCUGCCUUCCUGGCUGAGACAGGAGCUGCAGAAAGUGAGAUAGCAUUGAGAGAAAAUUCCUGAGAAUUCACCUUCCACAUUACAUGCACUUUUUCCAAAGCUUCCAGAAGCUACCAAAAUGCUGUUGAAAAAUAUACCUCUUCAAAUGAGAAAAAAGAACAGUACCUUCCAUAUGCUGGCAUGUGGAUUAGAAAAGAAAAGAAAACAAAAAAGUACCUGUUGAAAGCCUUGAGGUCUAUGGCCUUCCUCUUAACCCAUAUCUGAGCCUGUGGGAUUAUUGUAGACUACUGUACAUUCUUGUGGAAGUCAACAGCAACCAACAAAAACAUGAACCACAAAUGCAGAACUGUUCCAUUCUAUAGUAAUAUUUACACUUUUAUAUAUCAACUAAGAUUGUGUCUCUGUAGAUUUUAUAGACCACUAUUUGCCUGUACAAUGUUUUCUUAUCCUUUGAUUCUAUAGUGUCCUAUAAAACAAGAAACAAAAUAAACAUCACAGUGUAGCAUAAAAUGCCAAAAGCAUAACAUCCAUAAAAAAUGCUUGCCAAAAUUUCAAUCCACUGAGUAUUUAGAAAGCAUUGUAAUUAUAAUUUGUGCUAGAUUAGAGAGUGAAAAUGUUAUAUGUCAGCUUUAUCUGCAUCAGAAAAAGAUAAGUAUUAUAACAAAAAACUGAUAUUUUUCAUAUCCAUAGUCUAGUACAUACAUUUAUGUAAAAAAUUAUUAACUCCAUCAUAAUCUAUUGUAUUGAACAUACAUUUUAAAACUGUUGGGUGAUAAACAGAAAUUCACUGAAUAUAUCAAAACAGUAAAUAACAAUGUAAAAUUUAUUGACAAUCCUCUAAAAAUAAGAAAUUGUAGGGUUCUAAAGAUACAUCAUUGAGAACUCUCCAUUCAUUUGCUAUAAACUGCAAAUUUAUUGUAGUAGUCCUCACUAGUUCUACAAAAUUGCAUGCAUAAAGUCUGACAUACCUGUGUCAUCUCCAGAGACAGAUUGACUUCUGACUGUGAAUAGCUUUUUUUUAAAUGAUCCCUAGAUGAUGUGUAUUUACAUUAACUUAUUUAGAAAUUACAUUUUCCAGGUAGUUCCGAAUACAAUUGUGUAGAGAUUUAUAAUGAAAAACAAAUUAAUAUAUGAUUUUUAAUCUGAUAUUUACAAUGGUACUUUUGAUAUAAGGCAAAGAAAAAUAAACAUGGCAGAAUUCCAUUUUUGAGACUAUUUCAUACAUCAUCCUCAUGGAAGAUAAUAGAACAUAGUUAAAUUUAUGGUUUGCCUACUAAACUAAAUGCAAGAAGUACAAAGAUGAGCAAGGCAUGGUUCUUGAAAUAGUUACACUUAAAUUUUAAAUGGUGUAUAUAAUGAACAAAGUACUCAGAAAAGGGUAAGACAUUACUUAUUUUCCUGUAUUGUUUACUUAAUUUUUAAAUGUAUAUAUACAUAAAACUUAAGUAGUAAAUAAAUUCCCUACUAUGAUUAAAUAAACCUUUAUAAAAUACUAUCAAGACAUGAUUUUAAAAAUUCAAGGAAAAUCUAUAGCCCAAAUAUUAACAUUGUCAUAACAUGUAAAACUAAACUCUACCAAUUAUUCACUAAUUAUAAACAAAAAUUUGAGUUUCUUCCACUUACUGAAUAUCUUAAUGCAUAUUACAAUUAUUAGUUGUGUUUUUUAAGUUUUAUGUACCCAAAAAAUAAGCUGAUCUUUAAACCAAUUGUUAGCAGGAAGAAUUGGACAAAGGAUCAAUUUUUAAAACACUUGACUAUAAAAAAACUGUUUUCUUACUUAUUGCUGCCUCUUUUGAAGCAAAGCAUUCUAGGAAAAUUAUCACUCUUUCAUCUCCACUAACUUGCAAAAAUGGUUUAAGAGAGUCAAACAUACUGCAGAUAGGCUCCAGCAGUUACAUGCAUUGUCAUGUUUCAUUUAGCAACACCAUUCCUGCUGAUAAAAAUGAAAGGGAAAGUGAUAUAUUUAUGCUUUAGUAAUGAGAUGCAUAUUUAAACUUCCAAACAAAGCUGCUAAUGGCAUAACUUUGCCUAGAUGAACUGGGUUGACUGAAUAGCUCACUCUUCAAAAUAAAUGUCAAAAACAAACACAAUGCUUAUAUAAUUAAAGGAGAAAAAAUAAGAGAUAAUACCACAAUUAACUCAAUCACAAGUACAUAUAUUAUGCUAUUAGAAUUACAAACCGUUGAAAGAAUUUUGACUAGUCAGUAUAAUUCGGAGACAACAUCAGAUUAUAGAAAACAUGCAUAUUUUCCACAAUAUAUAUUCCAACUGAUCAUUAUGCUGUUCUGAAAAUAGCAUAAAUAUAAAUGAGAAAAGAAAGAGAGGUAAUGUGAUUUAAAACUUGCAUUGUAUAGAAUUCCCUUUUUCAUUGCUUAAAAUAUGAAGCUUCCUCAGGAAGAAAUGAAAUGGUUGUUUCAAUGUUUAUAGUUAUAAUAUUCUUGUCAUUCACAUUGAAUGAAAAUUACUGGAAACAUUUUUUUCUCUGAGUUUUUUAAAAUAAAAAACCUGGAUAUAAUUCUGAUAGUAGCAUGGUACCUCAUAUGUACAACAAUAAACUCUGACAAGAAAACAAAGAAUUUGAUCCUGAUGAUUGGACAAUAAGUAGGUAUUUGGUUGGUUUUGCCUGGGAGUGAAUGGAAAGUAGUUAUAGAAUGUAGAUACCACUAAUCUAUUUCAAAAUGGAGAGAUGUAUGGAAAGCUAUAACUUUUCAUAGAUCCUUCUCCUAAACUUAGGUGCUAAUUACACUGAUUUUUUUUCCAGUUGUAAUAAAUAUAAAGCAACUCCUGGGUCACUCAUGGGACCCUAUAAUAAGAGAUUAAAGAGAACCACACAAUUGUUACUUAAGACUUGAGGGCCUGAUUUUAGCAUGUCUUACUCAUAGCACCCUGUUUUGCUCCAUACACAUAAAUGCACCCCUUUCUUUCUCUAGAACUUUAAAAGGUGUUAACUGUCCCCCCUUCAUAAAAAAUCUAGCGAAAGAAUCUCUGCCCAAAAAAAAAAAAAAAAAAAAAAAUGAGGGAGAGUGGGGAGUUAGACAUUUUUCUUCAUUAUCCACAAAAUUUAUUUUCUCUAUCCUAAUCACUUGUUUUUUUCUCAACAUCAGGUUUUCUCAUAUUUCAACCCACCCUGUCUGGAUGCACCAAGUGAAUUCCCCAUAGGCUCGUCUCUCCCACACACAAUGCUCCAAUCUGUGUCCUUUCCAAAUACACUAUCUUAUGUUCCAUCUAUUCCAGGAUCAGUUGGUGACCUGUUAAUCAGUGUUUGUGGAUUAUAAUGAUUUCUAAAUAUUAUGCUUUCCAGAAAUAACAUCCCUGCAGUUUCUAGGAGAUGCAUUUUAGCACCCAACAAAUAACUAUAAUGGCACUGAACUGGUCAGCUUUUGAUGUGAAGUUUUUUGCUAAUUUUACUUAAUAUUAUUGGAUAUUUUAUAUAUAUGUAUAUAUAUUAUAUAUAUUAUAGUAAAGUUCUGCCAAAGCUGACUGUUCUUCAUUAUUACCUAUACAUAACUGUUGCUUUCUUCCUGCCUCUACCUCCUCUUAAAAUACAUACAUUUCCAUCUCUAAACAGUUACUAGUCAUGGUAGGGGUAAUUAAUCCUUUGUAGUUGAGUUCUUAAAUUAUAUCUGGGUUGGCUUGGAAUGUUAACAUCUUUUCACUUACUUUACCUAGGAGCAGACUCAAUUUCACAGUAAAGGCUCUCCAUAUUCAAUAGGAGUUAGACAUUAGUCUAUGUGUGAAUGGGCCCAAGGAAAACAGGAACUUCAUGCAGUUAAAUGAGGAAAGGAAAGUAGAAGACUUAGAAGCAUGCCUUGAAAAUAACUGACAUUUACACACCAAAAGUCCUACCUAAGUCUGAUAACCUUGUAGGGAGGUCUGUACUCCCAGAGACAUCCCAGGGAAACCUUCCCAGCCCAGUGGCAAGAGAGCUAUUUGGUUCAAUAACAGUACACUCAAAAUCCCUGGAGGAAUUUCAUGAAUUCCAUGCCCAGAAAGCCCUCUGACCAGCUUAUCUGAAGAAAGGGGGUGGAGGACCACAGGAGAAACCGUGGGAAAAGGUGUACCCAUACCCAAAAAACUUCAGUCUGAAUGCAGACCGCUCAGUUCUUUGCUGAGCUGCCCACCUGGCCUGACAGGUGCAGCCUCUUCAUUAAACAUUGCUAGCUUGCUUACUACCAAUCUCUGUCUCAUAUCUGAAUUUCUUUUCUCAUGGAUAAAACCUUUGUUCUAGCCAUCUCUGAUAACAUACAGAGAAAGAGAAAUAAAACAUGGAGAUUAUGUGUGUAUAAUUUAUAAUACAGAAAUAAUUUAUUAUAGGUUAUUAGCUCAUGUGAGUUUAGAGGGUGAGAAGGCCCACAACCUACCAUCUGCAUUCUGAAGAUACAUGAAAGCCAGUGAUGUAGGUCAAAGACUUGAGAGCCAGAGAGUCAGUGGUGGAGAUUUCAGUCUGGGUUCGUAGCCUAAGAAUCUUGAGCACCAGUACAGGAAAAUAAUAUUGCAGUACCAGCAGCCAUGCACAGUUAAUUUGACUUUCCUCCACUCUUGUUCUAUUCAAGCCUUCAACAGAUAGCUGAUGCUCAUGGAGGGGACCAUUUGCAUUACUUAGCCACCAAUUCAAAUCUUAAUCUUACCCAGAAACACCCCCACAGAAAUGUUUAGCCAUCCAGGCAUCCUGUGGCCCAUUCAAAUUGACAAAUAAAAUAAACCAUCACAUUUACUUAGUAAUUCCUUUCAAAGAAAUCAAAGUAAAUUUCACAAAUUAAAUGCUCACAGUGUAAGGUUUCGAAAAUGUUGUUGAGAAGAAGAUAUUUGCCCACAUUUUGCCAUACAGAAAACUGAAUUAAAAUGAGUGAAAUGUGAGACAUUUCCAAAGCAUACAGAAUCUGUGACAAAUCUUACAUAUAACUCUACAUCAAACUGCUUUUUGGUUAAGAGCAAAUAAAUUAAUGUAGGAAAUGCCUGCUGUCUACAUUUCUGAUGCCAAAAUGCUCUAUUUCAAAUCAAUAACUGAAAUGGAAACCAGUUCUUGCUCUUAAAUAUUGUGCAUAAUUUAUACAGUUGAACCAGAGAAGAUGAAUCUUUUUUUUCCUAUUUGGUAAAUAAUACUCUCAAUCUGAACUUUUUUUUCAGCUUCAGCCACUUUAAACAGAAACAGAAGUUCAAAAUGCUACAUACUCCUAGUACUUUGGUGUAUCAUGAAAUAAUUUAUGUUCUUCAAAGCAAAUAAAAUGUUUAAGUCCACAAAACAAAUAUACUAUCAACAAUAAAGUUUACUUCACAUACAAAUGAAUAAAUUGGCAAAUUUAAAAGAAUUUGGAUUAUAAUUUUAAAAAUAAUAAAAAUAUGAAACAUGGUAUCCUUAAAUUCUCCUACCUACAAAUCACCUUGAUAAAACCAUAUUGUUUCUAUCCCCAACUAAUUACAGAAAGUUCUCUGUACAAUUAGAAUACCAGAGAUCAAUUCUGCUAGUCUUAACAUCUCUUCUUAUUCAAGCAACAUAGGGUAGGUUGCAUUUUGGACUUCGAUCUUUCCACCUGUCAAUCGAAAUUAAAUGUGAUCUUUGGUGAAGAGAGGAUACUGUUUUUCCCUUGCUUUAUCUUACUAUAUAGGGAUAAAUCAGUUAUUGUAAUUCUCUUUCACCUACUCUGCCACAAAAUGUAUAUGGGCCAAAGUAUCUUAAUCUUUAUUCCAUGUUCUUGCCCCUACAGAAAUAAGAAUCAAAGCAAAGGAAUAUACAGUGCACAAGUGAGAACAGGAUUUAUUUAAAAGAUGGGGAUUGGCCGUCGCCACGGCUCACUAGGCUAAUCCUCCGCCUUGCGGCGCCAGCACCCCGGGUUCUAGUCCCGGUCGGGGAGCCAGAUUCUGUCCCGAUUGCUCCUCUUCCAGGCCAGCUCUGUGCUAUGGCCCGGGAGUGCAGUGGAGGACGGCCCAAGUGCUUGGGCCCUGCACCCCAUGGGAGACCAGGAUAAGUACCUGGCUCCUGCCAUCAGAUCAGUGCGGUGCGCCGGCUGCAGUGUGCCAGCCGCGGCGGCCAUUGGAGGGUGAACCAAUGGCAAAGGAAGACCUUUCUCUGUCUCUCUCUCUCACUGUCCACUCUGCCUGCCCAAAAAAAAAAAAAAAAAAAAAAAAGAGAGAGAGGGAAUGAAUAUAAAUUGUUGUAUGAGUGUAGGCCACCCCCAUAAGAGAUACCCAUCAUGAAUGGGCCAGAUAAUUGUCUAUAAGAGAACCAUCUCCUGUGAGAGUUUUAAUUUGUGUGAGGCCCUCUGGGGGCUUCACAGUGUUUCCAAAUGGAGUUUAACUUCCACAAGGUUAACAAGAUGUCUCUUCCUUUCUAAUCCCAGAGACACAAGUGCAUCAUUGGAAAGUGAGUAUACUGUAUAUAUAGUUAAGGGUAUAGAGUUAUAAUGAAGGGCUGACAGAAGUUGUAAUUCCAGGUCAUAAUUCCAGCUCACCUAUUCCUACCUAAUUUUCCCACCUAGUUUCUUCAAAUCAAAGGGGAGAGGCUUCAGUUAACCUAAAUGGUAAAAUUGUAAGCAGAAAUGAAGCUUGAAUAGCUCAACCUUUCUCCAUGACUUCAUUUUUCUUUGUUUUACUACUAUUAUUAUAAUUGUACAUAUUAAUGGGGAAGAAUGUGACAAAUCAACACAUGUAUUCAAUGUGUGAAGAUCAAAUCAGGUCAUUUAGCAUUUCCAUCUCCAAGUAUUAUUAAAAGUCUUUUUGGAUUAAUAAUAAUUGUACAUACAUAUGGGGUACAGUGUGACAUUUCAAUAAAUGUUUACAACAUGUCCUGAUCAAAUGAGGGUAAUUAAUGUGUCCAUCUCUUUGCCAUUACUUUAUGCUUAGAGCCUUUAAGUUCAUCUCUUUUAUUUCCUCAUAAAAUACAUAAUAGGUUCUUGUGAACAAUUUUCACCCCACUGUGCUAUGUAACACUCAGAGCUUACUCCUCUGUCACUGCAGCAGCCAGUUUGCCUCAAUUCUUUUCCACUAAUGCAUUACAGUUCAGUUACAUGAAAGUAGGAAUAGCAAAGCAAAGUUUAUUAAAGCACAUUCCAAGAGACAAAUAAACCAAUCAAGAGAAAACAUGGCACCUUUUUUUCUAGUUUCAGACUUUAUCCCUAAAGUAUGAAGGAGGUUGACUGGCUGUGAUGGUCACAAUUUUUGAUUGACAAAUGGGAGUUGCAUACCUUGAGCUCUCUGUGUAUGCAGCUUCCAUUUAUGUAUCUGGAAUGCCCACCAUGGAGAAGGGGGCAAAACUGCAAUGUUAAUUAUAUUAUAAUCAUUGUAUAAUAAAAAAGGGUCAUUCCAAUGUCAAAAUGUACAUAUGCCAUAAACUUACUUUCUAGGUUUGGCUGAGUUCCCAUUUUAUCAGAACACUUCAAUUGCAAGUUAAACCACAAAGUGGGUGGUCUUGGAUGGGUCCUUGGUUUCACCUCUGGAGAAGGGUCUUGUGGUACCUCCCCAGUCAUUCAUGUCUCUGACACUUCUAUGAUUUGGUUCCCACUAUCCAACUUCCCUCAGAUUCCACUCCAACACUUCCCAGCCUCUCUUAAUCACUAUUUUAUGUUCAGAUCACAUUUGUUAGCUUGCAUAUAUGAAGCAGAACAUGUGAUACUUGUCCUUCUGUGUCUGACUAAUUUCACUUAAUAUAGUGCAUAUGAGUGUAGUGUUGACAGAGCAUGCUAUGCUCCCCAAAUUGAGCAGAAAUUCUGAGAGUGAAAAAUAAAGAAGCAAGUGCCAUGUAAGAUUAAAGAGGUUAUUAGGGAAACAUUCAUAAAGAACUCCAGACCUAG
Oryctolagus cuniculus (rabbit) is the source of this 11147-nucleotide messenger RNA. RefSeq names its product bifunctional heparan sulfate N-deacetylase/N-sulfotransferase 3. Lineage: Eukaryota; Metazoa; Chordata; Mammalia; Lagomorpha; Leporidae. Gene Ontology annotation, cellular component: Golgi apparatus. Gene Ontology annotation, molecular function: heparan sulfate N-sulfotransferase activity; deacetylase activity; hydrolase activity. The record is from RefSeq and is a predicted model, not a curated record.